Molecule: messenger RNA, 728 nt
Organism: Aspergillus welwitschiae
Lineage: Eukaryota; Fungi; Ascomycota; Eurotiomycetes; Eurotiales; Aspergillaceae
Exons: 1
Coding region: 536-721 (61 amino acids)
Source: RefSeq, a predicted model, not a curated record
AUUAACUGGUGGUAGUGGUGGCUUGCUUUCGAGCCGAGCAAUAGACACAAUCCUUAAUUACAUUUCCGUUCCGGUUCCCGAAGCGGGCUGGAUUGGGGCUUGGCUACUCGGAACGUCCCGGGUGUCACUCACCUCACUUGGAAGUACGGAGUAGCAUCGGGUUUCUGUUGCUCGGGAAUUAGUUUCGGAGGGGUCUGCUCGAUUAGGGGUGUUAUACGACUUUCGUUUAUGCUGCAUAUACUAGUGGAUUUGGAAUUGGUUUGUCAUGCAAUAGCAUGUUAUGGAUGAUGCACCUCGGUUCGGGGUCAGGAUUGUGAGCUCGGGCUGGGGGUGUUUGACAUCUACCGAGUCCGGGAAAAUGUAGUGCAGGGGGAGGGGGGGAUUCAGUUUGAUGCUUGUGGAGGGGUGUGGUGGGGUUACUGUGGAUUGGUUCUUUAAGAGUAUGUAGUGGUUUGUUUGGUGUGCUUGUGCGCGGUGAUGGUACCUGAUUGUGGGUUGUUUUUGUUGGAAUGGUUGACUUUCAUGGAGGGGUUGUAUGUGUGUGUGUAUGUGUGGUAUGACGCCUCUUUCUUGGGGUUCGUUUUGUGGGGGCGAGUUGGUUCAGAAUGUGGUUUGCCAUUUUAUAAUGGAAAUGCAAGCAAGAGUUAGGGACAGUUGUUUCAUUAUACUAUUGCAGGUGCUUACUUGGUAUAUUGGGGUUGUGAUAGACAUUAAAAAUUAGAAGGAGG